UAUAUCGAUCAGAAUAUGUCUGCUAAAAAUAUCGAUAUAUCAAUUUAUCGAUAUAUUUUCAACAAGCCUAGUGUUAUCUCGUAUUGUAUCUCUUACCUUAGUAGUUUGUGGAUGUGCUAUAAUGUGCGCGUUUCGUAGAUAUACAAUUUAUUAAUAAUCACUAUAUUUUGUUAUCAUUAGCUAACAAAUAUGUUUGUAAUUUGAACGCCGUUAUGCAUUCUCGAGGCUAAAUUAUCUGUAGGUAUACAAUAAUCUUAUCUGGAGUAUAUUCGUCCUAUCCUUGCAUUUAAAAAGUAGUGCUUUAGUGGAUUUUUACACGUAAAUAUGGAUACUCUAAGGUGCUAUUUUGUGACUUGGAAUGUGGCAACCAAAUCACCUGGACAGGAUCUUAAUUCCUUACUGGAUUUUCCUUCACAAUAUAACAAAAAUAAACCCUUACCAGAUUUUUAUGUAUUAGGCUUGCAAGAAGUAAAAUCUCAGCCCCAAAACAUGUUGAUGGAUUCUCUGUUUACUGAUCCAUGGACUUCAUCUUUCAAUAAAAUCCUUUGCCGCCAAGGAUUCAUCAUUGCAAAAAGUACUAGAUUGCAGGGCUUGGUGCUACUUGUUUACACACAUUUGAAGCAUGUGAUGCAUCUCAGAGAUAUUGAGGCACAGUAUACAAAAACUGGCCUAGGUGGUAUGUGGGGUAACAAAGGUGCAGUGAGCGUGAGGUUCAACAUCUACGGUUGUUCCGUGUGUUUCGUGAACAGCCACUUGACUGCACACGAUCACCUAUUAGCGGACCGUAUCAACGACUACAAUGCCAUCAUCAAGCAACACGAAUACCACGCCGGCGAAACCACCAAUAUACUGUAUCAUGACUAUGUAUUUUGGCUUGGCGAUUUAAACUUCCGGACUGACCAUCCUCCAGAUGACAGUCCUACGGCUGAGGAGAUUGUGGAAGCGCUGAACACAGUUGAAAAGGACAAAUAUUCUAAUCUAUUGAAGCAUGAUCAAUUAUUGGCUGUGAUGGAGACGGGAGAAGCAUUUUCUGAGUUUGUAGAACCGGAAAUCCGUUUCCCGCCAACAUACAAAUUCUCUAUUGGCGGUGACGAGUAUGAUGUCAAACGGAAACCCUCUUGGACCGACAGAAUUCUAUACAAGGUGAUAGCUAAUAACUACGAGAAUGUCACUCUGAGAGUGGACCUGUUGUCCUACAAUCAUAUGCCGCACUACACUGUCAGUGACCACAAACCGGUGGUCGCUCUCUACAGUAUCAAGAUCCGGCACGGUUUCACACGCUCGGUAGUAGAGGAAGCUCCGCCCCGCGCUAGGUCCGGGAUAAGGAUGCGUUCGGCAAUAGUCAUGACGGAAGCGACGGAGGAAAUUACAGCAUGCAGCAUGCCGUUCGUAGCCAUUGACGACCAAGGCAGUAACGUGAUAGGGGUCGAUGCUACGGACUAUUCGACCGGAAACGGUCAAAGCGGAGAGGAGACACAGGCGUUCUCGAACUACACGGAGAAGAUAGUGGAGUUCGCACCUAUCAGCCGGAUAUGGUAUAUAGGUGAUGCGGACUUCAGGACACAGUGUACUUUGUCGCCCGAUGUCGAAGUUCAUCCCAACGACUGGAUCGGAAUAUACGAUGCUAACUUCUACAAUCUGGACGAUUACAUCGCGUACGAGUAUCUUGCCAAAGUUAGUUUGCCUCACGCGCCUUCUGCCCCGGGCCAGCCUAGGACCAUAACGCUCCGUUUCCCAGUCGGCAGCGGAGUGAGAACGCCUGGAUUCUAUCGGUUCAUUUACUUCAGUCAACCGAAUAGUGACGUCAGAAGUGUCUUGGGUAUAUCGGAGCCGUUCGAAGUUAGCAGUAAAGAGGAUAGCCUGGUAACCGUAGAUCCUUGCGACCAAGCAUCAACCAGUUCUUCACCGGGCCGUUCUAAGCCUUCCAACGCUAACUCUGACAUAUUUACCGACUUCACUGGAUUGGACGUUGCCAAGUUAUCAAGGCACUUCUCAAACGACCUGACCUUCGACUGACUAAAGACCUACCUUCCGGGGUCACCGGCCAAUGGAAGAAAGAAAGACGUUGUCUAAGUUUUUGAACGAUAAUGAACUCUAUUUUAAAAAAAAUAAGGGUCUGUUUCAUAUUGACGUUGUGAUACAAGUUUUGAUUUGAUCUUUCGUCACAUAUUAUUGGAAGGUGUCUUUGUGUAAAAAUGUCAUUUUUAAUAUUUUUUUACACCUUAAAGGUUAGAAAUAUUUUUUAUUUCGCUGGUGUUAUUUUUCAUGUGUUUUUUCCAAUAUACGGUUCUUGGUACUUAUUUAAUAGCUGAUAAGAUAACAUCACUAUCCUGUUAUCUAUAAAAUAUAUACGUUAUUCUACACAGGAAUGAUAUAAAUCAAAAUUGCUUAGAAAAAUGAGGUCCACUUGCACCAAUUUUUUUUAUUCUAUGGCUUAAUCGUGUUUAAAACAUCAUUCUAUCUUUGCCAUUUAUUGAAAGUUAAAUAAAGAUAGAAUGAGGCUUAAAUAUGAUUAGCUUUUAAAUUUAAAUUAAGAAUUUUGGUGAAAGUGAGCCUUAAUAUUAUAAGGUUAAGGAGUAUGAAAUUCAACAUGACAAUAGCCUAAUACGAUUAAGAUUCAUAUUUAAGAUAUCUUAUUAUAUUUAUCGGCAAAUAUAUUCAUUGUACCUACAAUAUAUUUAUAUAAAUAUAGAAAAUUAACCUGUCUGGAAAUUAGACAAUGUCACAAAUGAUAACAGUAUUAUUUACAAAAAAAAACACAUCUCAUCUACCAAAUAGUAAAUAUAAUUCUGCAUAAUUGGGGUUGUAUUUAAAGUAUUAAAGGGGUUGUUAAAUCAAUACUUACCUAUUUCAAUAGUUACAUAUAAGCUGUAUGUAUAUAUGUAUAUUUACAAAUGAUAUAACAUGUAAACUGCUUGGUUCUUUGUAUAAAACAUGGAAAAAAUAAGGGCCCAUUCAUAGCAUUCGUGGUUAAUAUAAGUUUAAUAGUUACUUAUUAUAUUAUCGCAUAUAAGAUGGGCAUGGUUAACUAUGUAACAGUGUUAAAAAGGUUGGUUAUUAGAUGCAGCUAUUAGUGGUAGUAAUUUCACAAGGUACCUACCUUAUUUUUAUUGUUAUAUAAAAAGCUGCAAAUAAUCUGUACUUUGCACUAUGUAUGAUCACUAAUUGGUGCAAUAGUUAUUGAAAUAAAAAGAAAAGUAUCUCACUAAAAAACGAGCGAGCCUUAUAGUAGUCGCGUAUGAUGUGUAACAUUUAAAACCUCACCUUAUAUUAUAAAAAAAAAAACCUACUACAAAAGGAAUAAGCCAUUUGAACAUUAUAUUCUAAAAUCAAAUCUAUUUGAUUAAAUUAAAUGGCUUUCGCGCGCGCUUUCGCGACUUCCUGUUGCAUACUUCCAUCCCAUUUCACGAAAUCACUCCCACAAAUUGCGGAAAAGCGAGAGCAAAGAUGUUACACAUCAAUAAGAACAACUCGAUGUAAAAGAACUGUAAUUACACCCCAACCAAUCCAAUUAAAUGUUUUAAACGAUUGAUAAGGGCGAAUGUUAAAGGCUUCUUAUUAAAUAUGUAUAGAUGUGUCGUUUACUAUAUCAUAUCGUGCUAGAGCUUAACCGAAUUGUAACUACAUUAUUGUAUUAAAUUAUACCAGUACAUAAAAUACCUAUUCAGUACGUAAGAUUUUGGAAAUAAGGCUUUUGCUAAUAUAGGAAAAUUGUAAUGCCUUAUAUUUUUUACGGCCUGUUUCAAUAAUCAAUAUUACAGCUUAAUUGGGGAAACAGUUUUUAUUGGAGCUUGAUUAUUGAAACGGACCAUUAGGGUUAUAUAUUCUAAGAUAUAAGCUGUUGAUGUUGUUUUCUAUUGUUGCAAUAAUCUUCUUACUGACAUCGCGACAGAGAAGUUUUUAUUUAAGAUAUAUCCAUUUCUAUAAAAUAUAUCCAAGGCGUCUCUCUUCUUUUGAUAAAAUAAUUUCUCAUAUGCACAGGUGAAAUUUCACUAACGGAAUAGAAGCUAUAUUAAUUAAUACGCUUAGGCCCACUUACACAAAGUCCUUAAAUGAAAUUAAAAACGAGAUCUGAUUUAAGGCGCCUUACAUCACUUAUGAAUUCAUAUAAUUAACAUUAAAUAGAUAAAUACUUUUGUUUGGUGAUUUUGUAGUACAAUACGAUUUUAAUAGUUCUAGUUUUUGAGUAAUGUAGAGGGUGUAAUGGUAGGCAUAGUAAUAAAUAUACUAUUUAUGUACUUAUAUGAUUAAAUAGAAGUCCAUAUUCUGUUCAAAAUAAACCAGUUGAUUACCAAUGAUUAUUGAAUCAGAUAAUGAAUACAACUCGACAAUUUAUAAAUAUUAAAGUAAUAGAUUUUAAAUCAUAAUGAACUUGUCGAUGUAUUAUUUUUUAUCGUUUCUUUAAGAUUUAUCACUAAACGGCAAAUUCAUUUUAUAAGUUUAAAUUUUAGCAGUUUUAAUGCAAAGACUACGAUACUAUAAUCGAAUUAGUGAAUGAUGCCUAAUAAUUGCAUUCCUAGGAAAAUCGAGCUUUAAAACAUUUUGGUUGCGUAUUUUAAAAUUUACUAUAACUGUUGUUAAAUUGAGUUUUAUUUUUGUAAGAUUUUUAUACCUUUUACCCUUUCAAAGACAAUGAAUGUACUUGCAUUAUUUAUAAUAAUUUUUCAAAAGCAAGAUUGGUGUAAAUACUUUUACUGUUCACAAAGAAAAAAGGUGAAAAGUUGAGUUCUUUUCAUCAUUUCAUUAAUUCUAUGUUCUAUAAGUAGUUUUAUACACCAGGCGACUUUGGUGCAUUAAUUACGAGAUUGGUGUGGGUAAUGUUUCAUUGCAAUAAGAGUCAAAUUUGCAGUUCCAGCCUGUUUAUAUUCUUGACUAUAGUGUUUCUGCUGUAUUGUUUUUUAAUAACCACGUUGAAUAAUAUUAAAUACUAGCUGUGCCCCGCGGUGUUACCCGCGGUUUAUUAGGGAUAUUUUCCCGCACUUAAACGUAGUCUAUGUGUUAAUCCAGGGUGGCAGCUAUCUCCAUAUCAAAUUUUAUUAAUAUCGCUACAACCGUUUAGACGUGAAGAAGUAACGUGUAGCGUGUAUGUUACACACUCACAAACUUUCGCCUUUAUAAUAUUAGUGUGAUAAAUGGUUUUUAAGGAAGGUGUUAUGUUAAGUAUAUUGUCUGUAUGUAAUUAGUAACACAAUGUAAUUAGCUGAUAUUCUAGGACUGUACUAUCGCUUAAUUUUGCGCUCUGUCACUUGGCAAACAAAAUGCUUUGAACGGUUUUCUACAGUAGUUUUUACUACGCCCCGCCUUCGCGUCGGACGCGCCAAUCCGGGCCGCCGCACAAAAGUAAGACAGAGAACAUUUCAUUGAUUGAAUAAUGAAUUGAAUUGCAUUUGUUUUAGUUGCAAUUUGUCAUCCGCAUCUUGAUCGCGACAGCGCUAUACGAAAAAGUAAGACAGCGAUAAUUACAUGUCUAUGAAUGAUUUUACUACGCCGCUACCGCAAGCGAUUAUGGCAUUAUGGGUGACAGAGCGGGUCUUUCCGCGAGUGUACCUACAUUGAUUAAUGGAAAAAUCGUAUUUACAAUUACAUGUAGAAAAAAUUGCUUGUAUAUCAAAAUAUAGCAUUGUCUUCCAUGAUCAAUUUACCUUGCAAGCCUCUUCAGUACUUUUGUUUAAUUUAUAUAUAUAAAUAUGUAUAAACUUUUGUUUGUUGACCACUCUUAUUGCUAUUAUAAAUUAGGCACACAUUAUUAGAAUUUUGUAUAAGUACAAUACCGAAUAAUAUUCGGUAUUCCUUAUUUUAAUAUUGUAAAAAGGAAGCCUAAAUAAACUAACAGCAAUGAUAUAAUUGGGCCUAAUUUUGGCAAAUUUCUCUAACCCUAAUUGUAUGUGCUAUUUUUAAUUUUGAGAGCAGUAUGUCCUUAUCCUGUCCUAUAGGGAAUGAAAAGAAGAUACUGUCGUCAAGUUUACAAAUGACAACACAAAGACGUGUGAAGUGCCGGCAUCAAACAACAAAACCGGUAUACAGGUACUUUACAUGCUCUCAAAAGAGUGAAUUGGAGAGAAUUGCUGUCAAAUUUAGUUAUUAUAAAUUAAGAAACAUAAUGGCGUCGAUGCUGGCAGAAUUCUCUAAAUAUUAACUUAAAUUUGACAAAGUGUAUCCUUGUCAUUCUUUAUACAGAAUGAAAACGAGAGACUGAUGUUUAAUUUAUUUUAAGUUUGGAGAAUCAUGCCAGAAUCGACACCAAUGCCAGAGUUAGGCUGUGUGUUAUUUUAAUUUUAGCUCAAUGUCUUGCUCAGUUACGAAGACAAUAAAAAUCCCAACAAUAAAAGUAAUCUUAUAAGGUAAGAAUAUAAGUCCAUCAAUAACGGUCCUUUAAAGGCAAGACUGACCUACAAAACAUAGGUCAGUCUACUUUUACUAGUAAUAGCAUUUCACGGGCGUAGUUAUCCUCAGAAGCAUUUGAUUUAAUAUAUCAGUCUUAUAGUUGACUACAAGAUUAUAUUUACGACACUUUUAGGAAUAGGUCUCCUAUAAUUGAUCGCAGUAAGAGUAAAUAAACCUGAAUCCUUUUGGUCCUAUAGUAGCAUGUCGUGAGAGAACAAGAUAUCAUAACAUACUUACCUGGAAUCACUAUAGUUUGCACUAUUUACAAUCUUGCUCGAGCUUCUUUAAAAUCUAAUAUUACUAAUUAGAGCGUUCUACGAUAAAAAAGUAUAAAAGAUAUCAUUGCAAAUUUAGCCGAGAUCACUAUAAGUUUGCGCAGUUUACAAUCUCGCUCAAGCUUCUUUUAAAUCCAAUAGUACUUAUUAUAAGCAAAUUUAGCCGAGAUCACUAUAAGUUUGCGCAGUUUACAAUCUCGCUCAAGCUUCUUUUAAAUCCAAUAGUACUUAAUAAAAGACCACUAUAAGGAAAGUAAAUCGUAUUAGCUGCUUGAUCAAUCACUUUAUUAGUUAACGAACCCUAAAUUGUUUUAAAACGGCGGCGAGUUAUCCUGCCUGAAGCUGUUACAAUACAAUCACGUACAGAAUUAUAUUAUAGAGGUUAGUAACAUUUUAUAAGUUGAAUUUAAGAAAGUUCUAAAAAUAAACGCUCCUAUAACUGCGCUCAAAUCCAGCUUUGUGGUAUGAUACAAGUUUCUUUUCUUAUAAGUGAAAAUAAAAAUAAUCUUGAGAUCGUUUUAAGUACUAAUUUUGCUCCUUGGAAUUAAUUAUCCCUAAUAGUUAAUGUUUGUUGUUUUGUAAAACUUUAAUAACUUUUAAAUUAAAUAUUAUUUAUGGUUAAUGCAGUUAUUGGAUUUAAUUAAAUCUAAUCAAUCAACACCAAAGAAAAAUGUCUUUAUUUAAAAAUUUGUUGAUGUUUGAGUACCUAUAUUAUAUACAUUCUGGAAUACUUGUUACGAAAUGUUUUGAAAUACAUCGAGAAAGACUAGAAUUGAAUUUGAAAUAUUAAAACUGAUUAAACGCAAAUAUUUCCUAUUACAAAGUAAUGUAGACAAUAUGUUCCCACCAAUGCAUCUAUGACAAAAAGUUAUGUUUAAUAAAUUUAUUGGUUCAUUUAGCUUUAAACACUACUGCUAAAAUGUUAUAGUAAUAAUCUUGACGAAUUAUACGUAAAAUAGGUAAUGAAUUGCAUGAAAAGGAGAUGGUUCAAAAGUGGUAGUCGGUUUCCGACAGCGACGAUACAUAAAUCAUUUGAAAGCUUGUUUUAUAUUAUAACAUAAACAGUUUUUUUUUUAUCUUCGAUUAAUUUUAAAUCGUGUUCCAAAAAUUGUAAAAUUUUGUUGGGAUGCUGGCCAUCCUGUCAUAAUUACAGUCAUAUUUUUAGUGUGUGGCAACUUAAAACGUCUACUCAAUCACUAUGGAAAUGUCAACAAGUCUAUUCAUGCAUAAUAUUCGUGAAAUCGUGUUUAUAGCAAUAUCUGAUUGAUUCUUCUUGAAAUAGGAAUACCCAGAAAAUACCUCACAAUGUCAUAAAAGAUGAACAGAAUCAUUAUCACUACUUUAGUUACCAAUUGAAUAGAAUACAUUUGAUACUUUGGCAACGAAAAAUAGAUAAAUAAACUUGCCAUUUGCCAAUAAAUAAUUAUAUAUAUACUUAUAUUUAAAUAUCUAGCCUUACAGUGCUUACUUUGGCGCUAGGCUAAUUGGUUUGAGUGUUGGAAAUAUUUAUUUAUAUUAUAAAAAUUAUUUUAAAAAAAAACGGGUAUUAAACAAAUUCUAGUAUUUUGCCAAACUAUUUAAAAUUAAGUGCCCCAAGUGUCACAAAAUUAGAGUCUUCUGAAAACUGACUACCAGCCUCCAUACUUUGAACCGUCUACUUUUCACGAAUUGCAUAUAAUAAAAAUAAUGGAGUUAUAAAAAUAUGGCAAGGUGGUGCACCUUGUAAACAUUCGUAUGUUACUAUAAUGCCAGCACUUCAUUUGGCUGUUCGUGUUGGCUAUUUGUAAACUUGACAACAGUAGUUCAUGAAAAGGACAGACUGAUGUCAAGUUUACAAAUAGCAAAGACGAAUAGCCAAGUACUGGCAUGAAACAGCGAAUUUACGUAGAAACCUCUUCGAUGAAUUAAAAUUAUAUUAUCAAUCGGCACUCCUAUUAAUUAUAAUUGUUACACCGAUUUUGUUUUUAUAUCAUUAAGAGUGAUAUCAUACUUAUUAUAUACUGUUUGAGGCAUAAUGAGAUAUGAACGUGCAAAUAAGGCUUUCAGUGGCCUAAGCACGAAUUUUUGACAGCUCCGUAACAUAUCGUAUCGUCAAAGUUUCUAUGAAAACCAAGCAACGUACCUAUCGGACGAAAGAAAAAACUAUUUUUGUGCUGUAGAAGAGAGCUAUUCGAUCAAUUUAUAAUAUUAAAGUUAAAGAAUCGUUGUUAAGAGAUAAGUUUAAAGAAUUUGGAAUAAUGACGGUCGUAUCACAAUACAUAUACGGAAAUUUAUUACUUGUAAGAAAAAAUAUUAAUUUGUUUCUUAAAAACAGUGAUGUUCACACACUUAAUAUAAGAAACAAAAAUAAACCAACUUUACCUGCUACUAGGCUUCACAAAAUUAAUAAUUCAUUUAAAGGUCUUUGUGUUCGUUUAUACAAUAAAGUCCCAAGCAAUAUCCAAGAGUUAAUCAUUAAUAAAUUUAAAGAUAUUAUAAAAAAAGCACUUAUUAAAAAAGCUUAUUACAAAGUGUCUGAUUAUAUUACAGACAAAAAUGCUUGGGUUUGAACUAUUCCAAUCAUUCCAACAGGUUUUCUAUAUUAAAUAAAUCAUAAUUGUAUUGACGUUGUAACAACAUAGUGAUUUGUAAAUGUUGUUAUAUUAGACUUUCAAUGUUGUGGAGCUUUUUUAGCUGGUUUUUUCCGCAGCUAAAAAAUAUGUCAUAUAACGAGUGGUAGGGAAAAAAAUUUUGGAAAAUUCAAAAGAGUUGUACUAUACAUUGAAUAAAGAUAUAUUGAUUUCUGAUGACUAGCUUUUACCAUACAUAAUUUGACGACGACGAUACGUUACGGAAUUCGUGCUUAUAAUAUAGCACUGAAUUAAUAAUAUUGCUUGCAAUAAAUAAAGUUCAAUAGGUACGUAGUGAGGUUAAGUGUCACUUGACAAAUAAUUUUUAAUAUUCUUAUGAAUUACGUUUAUAUAAACAUUCAAUAUUUUAUUCUAGAUUUGGGUUUUGCAUUUUUAGUGACAAGAUUAUAUUCUGUAAAGCAUUUUGAGCAUUUCAAUUCGGUCUAUUAUUUUAUUGCCCAGUUUUAUGCUGCAACUAAUCAAAACUUAAUUUUCAAGGUUGAAAUAUGAAGUGGUAAAUAGCAGUAUCUUAUAUAUAUGUUUUUUUCUGUAUCUUAUAUAUAUGUUUUUUUCUGGUUGGUAAAAUAAACAUUGCAAUUAAAUGGUACGUUGUAAACCGUUAUUUGCCGAGUUACAUUUUGCUAAAGAUAAUUUGUUGAACAUUAAGGACCCACCUUUAUGUAAAAUCCUUUUAUUGUACAGUGUGCAACUAGGUGAAGUUUUGCAAAACUUUCUAAUUUCUCCAACAUAUUUUGUGCUUUAUCCUGCUCGAUAUAAAACCUACAAUUGAUGUAGAAAACUUGACCAGAUUUGUUCGCUGUACAGUAUUGGAUUCUGUAAGUGAGAUUGCCAAUGUUUUUUUUAAUGAAGUACAUAACUUGCCAUAAUAAUAAUAAGUCAUAACUAAAUAACUUGCUCUUUAUUUCUGCUGACACUGCCUUCACUAAAGACUUCGAUGCUGCUAAAUGUGUUGUCUCCGCUUGUUUCUAUAGUUUUUCUUGACACAGUUUUUGCAAUAAUAAUCUCCUAAGCAAUUAUAUUUUGUUAAAAAGUAGACAUGAUCAUUAAUCUAAUAUUAGUAGAUGUAUUGCAUACUAUUAGAAAUAUGUUCAUGGUAAUUUCGAUUUGAGGUCGGCCGGAGCGGACAUUUUCGAAGCUAGCAAAAAUGAAUUCUGUGGACUAAUGUUAAAGUAUAAUUGUGAAAGCAGAAAGUGCCAUUGAUAUUUUUUUGGAAUCAAACAAAGUCAAACUUUGACAUGGCUUCGUAGAAAAAAAUUUCAAAAAAUCUCGCUUUCUGCUUAACAACGCUCAUUAGUGAGCUUAAAAUGACUUGCUUAGGGAUCAAAACAAUGAAGGCGAUCUUGCCAACUUACGCCCUAAUUGUCUAACUUUAAAUACCAUUGCGACACGGUUCAAUGAUCAAUAGAUAUAAUUACGCACUUCAAUCCAUUUUUCAUUGACAAUCUAGUGAUUGAAGUUUUAAAAUAUCUUUCAAAUGUCUAAACGAAACCUUCCAGUGUCGUGAUAGAGUUGCAGUUGAACAAUUAGGGUUCAGUGUAUAUAAAUUGCAGUAGCACAAUGACUGAAUUUUAAGUCAUUUUUAUAGUUAUUGGCAAAUGUUUACAUUGUAAUUUAGAUGCAAUUUAAUAAGAUGCAAUAUAACCAUUAAUAAAAUCUACAAAUUUUAGUACAAAAAGUUUAAUUUGUAGUUGUUGUCACUAUAGUUGUGUUAAUUUAUGUGAAUACAAUUUAUUUAG
Chilo suppressalis (striped riceborer) is the source of this 11025-nucleotide messenger RNA. The record is from the annotation of a GenBank genome assembly. NCBI's taxonomy places the organism in Eukaryota, Metazoa, Arthropoda, Insecta, Lepidoptera, Crambidae.